Molecule: messenger RNA, 3800 nt
Organism: Nymphalis io (European peacock)
Lineage: Eukaryota; Metazoa; Arthropoda; Insecta; Lepidoptera; Nymphalidae
Gene: Klp61F
Product: kinesin-like protein Klp61F
Exons: 20
Coding region: 146-3562 (1138 amino acids)
Biological process (GO): mitotic spindle assembly; microtubule-based movement
Cellular component (GO): nucleus; spindle microtubule
Molecular function (GO): ATP binding; plus-end-directed microtubule motor activity; microtubule binding
Source: RefSeq, a predicted model, not a curated record
CAACAUCUAACGAAUAUCUCGUGAUAAGUUCAAAUCAUCGUAGCUUUUUUAAUGGUUUUAAAAGGAUAUUUUGUUGAAUAUAUUCAGAAUUUUGUGUAAUAAUUGUAAAUAUUACUUUAGUGACUUGUAUUUGUGUUAUAUCAAGAUGACGUCCGAAAAAGGGUGCAGAAAAGAAAAAAAUCAAAAUAUCCAAGUGUUCGUGAGGCUCAGGCCUCUGAACCAACGGGAGCGCGACAUCAAGUCUCUCGGUGUUGUUGAAGUAAUAAAUGGAAAGGAAGUGGUUGUUCGUCAAUCACAGCAGAGUAUGCACACCAAGAGAUUCACCUUUGACCGAGCAUUCCCUCCCCUAUCAAAACAGGUAGAGAUUUACCAAGAAGUGGUCAGUCCAUUGAUCGAGGAAGUGUUGGCUGGUUACAACUGCACAGUUUUUGCAUAUGGUCAGACUGGUACUGGCAAAACACAUACCAUGGUCGGCGAGGCUGCUGCUGAUGAAACCACAUGGCAGAGUGAUCCCCUCGCUGGUAUCAUUCCUCGUGCGCUCAGCCAGAUCUUCGAUGAGCUACGUAUAUCGAACACAGAGUACACUGUUAGAGUCUCAUACUUGGAAUUGUACAAUGAGGAACUGUUUGACUUACUCUCCACAUCGGAAGACAACUCCAAGUUAAGAAUUUAUGAAGACGUCACCAGGAAGGGUGCCAAUAUUGUGAAUGGCUUGGAAGAGAUAACUGUUUAUAACAAGAAUGAGGUUUACAAAAUCAUGGCUCAAGGGCAAGAACGGAAGAGAGUUGCUUCAACUCUAAUGAAUGCUCAAUCUAGCCGCUCGCAUACUGUGUUCACAAUUGUCAUCCAUAUGAAGGAAAAUAGCCCAGAAGGCGAAGAGCUCGUCAAGAUUGGAAAGCUAAAUCUCGUUGAUUUGGCCGGUUCGGAAAACAUAAGCAAAGCGGGCUCAGAUAACCCUGCGAAGAGAGAGAGGGCUAGGGAGUGCGUGAACAUUAAUCAGUCCCUGUUGACGCUUGGUAGAGUCAUCACCGCGCUCGUAGAGAGACAUCCGCAUAUACCAUACAGAGAGUCAAAAUUAACACGAAUCUUGCAAGAAUCUCUGGGCGGUCGUACAAAGACAUCUAUUAUAGCGACCAUCUCGCCCGGGCACAAAGACAUCGAGGAGACUAUGAGCACUCUAGAGUAUGCAAACCGAGCUAAGAACAUCCAGAACAAGCCUGAAGUCAACCAGAAGAUGACUAAGAAGGCGAUCCUGAAAGACUACGCCGAAGAGAUUGAUCGGCUUAAGAGAGAUUUACACGCAGCUAGAGAAAAGAAUGGUGUAUACUUGGCGAAUGAGACAUUCGCGGAGAUGACGCUUAAACAAGAAGAACAACGCAAGGAAAUACAAGAGUUGCUGCUCAAGAAGCGCGCUAUGGAGGAGGAACGUGAGCGUAUGGAAACUGUCUUCAAGGAGCUCAACUGCUCUUUAGAGGAGCACAAGCAGCAACUGAACUCGACAGUUAGCAAGUUAUCCUCCACGGAAAAUAUGCUCGCUGACACUACUAAUAUGUUAAAAACUACAAAAAUGCACUAUGAAGAACAGAGGUACCUCGUCAGCAAACAAUUUGAGACUGAGAAAGUGCUAUCAUCUCAAGCCAAGCAGCUGCUUGAGGUUGCUGAUGCAGCUUCCACUGACGCUGCCAAGCUUCUUGACUCUAUUGACAAGAGAAAAAGAGUGGAAUUGAGGAAUCUAGAAAUAACGCGAACAUAUCGUGAGAUAUCAGCGCAACAUAGGAAUAACUUGACGGGCGGUACGGAGAACUUCGUCGGGACUCUCAUUCAGGCCCUUGCGAAUGUCCAGACAGCUCUGAAUUCUUACACACAAAACAGCACUCAAAUACAAAAUCAUAGUAAACAAAGACUUGACGAUUUGGUCAAACAAGCCAUGGAGACCAUGAAUAAGAUGACAGCGUUAAAAAACACCAUGUACAGUGAAAUAAAUUCCGCCGCACAGUCGAGCUCCUCUCGAUUCCGGGAGACGACACACGCGAAAGCCGACCACCUGAAGAGCAUCCUGGAUAGGCUGGCGACGUGCGUGCUCACGUGCCUGCAGGCGGCCGGCGAAGUAGACCUGAGUUCCAAUAUGACGGUUUUUCUCACAGAAUGGCAAUCGUCGGGCGUGACGCAGCUGACGCGGCUGCAGCACGCGAGCGCGGCGCAGGCGGCGGCCGCGCGCGAGGCGGCGCGCCGCGUGCAGCUCGCGGGCGCGGGCCUGCGCCGCGCGCGCGCCCAGCGGGCGGAGCAGCUCCGGGCGCGGUUCCUGCACCGCAUACACGCGAUCACCGAGGAGGGAGAGCUGACAGAAAAAUACUUGGCCGAGCAGGCGACGAGCAUAGAGAGGGAGAAGGCCGAGUGGGAGUCGCGUCUGCUCCGGUGGGCGGAGGAGGAGCGAAGACUUCUGGAGGAGCGCAUCGAACGUCGCAUUGCCUCCGAGAGGACCUUCCUGGAACAGAGUGUGAGCCGGAAACUUAGAGAAAUAGAAAAUCAGAGGAUUAAGUUUGAGCAGCAGCAGAAACAAAAUGUUGAGGAGCUCAACGUUAUGCUAAGAGAUAGUCAGGAAAUGAAUGACCAGAUUGAUGAAGGUCUAUUAGAACAAGAGAAUGAGUUGGAGAAGUGUUUGAACGACCUUAAAUUAUUUGUAAACGAUUAUGAAAAGGAUCAUGCAGUUAUGGUAUCCAAUGUAAACAGUUUGCGUGACGGAGCACUGGAGGUGGUAGAGACAAUAAAAACGGAUUUAUUACAAAAUCUGCAACAGACACAGUCACAUAUUCAGGAUGAAUCAAGAGGUUUGAUAAAACAGAACCAAGAAUCAACAACCUAUCUAGUGAAUGAAUGUAAUGAUAUACUCGAAUCUAUGUCUCAAAUGUGCCAGCGAACAGUGGAUAACAUUGUCGAGGAAGUAAAUGUAAGAUCAACAUCUACUAUGGAGGAGCUGUCAUCGUUAUCAUCAGUUGCGACUAAUGUCACAUCAGCCAGUCAGUCCCAUUACAUCGCCCAGACUGAGACCCUGACCACGGUGAAAAAUGAAAUGGAACAGUUUUACGGCAGGCUGCGCGAGGAGGUGACACAACUCGAGGAACUGGAAAGUCGAUGUCUCAACCAGGACUAUGCUGUAUACUGUCCGACUGGCAGCACCCCGCUGCGCGCGCAGUACCGCUACCCGCGCGCGCUGGCCGCGUCGUCGCCGCCCGCGCGCGCGCUGGCCGCCUACCGCGCCGCGCGGCAGCUCGCGGACGACGACUGCAUCUUAGUGGAGACCGAGGGCGAAGUACGAAGCGACAGCGAGUCGUCCGCCUCCGAGGACUCUACCGUGUUCGCGGCUCCCUCCCCGCCUGAUUCUGUCAACCAUAAACCUCCCAUCAUGAAAUGUACCUCCGAGACAGAUAUAUAUUUAAGACGACGACAACAAGAUCAACAGGGUAAGGAGAAUGUGAACCGCUCGAUGUCGUUCAAGAAGCCUUCCAAGCUGCCGGCGCCCACUUCGCACAAGAAGCCGCUGUUCGAGAGGAACGCUGACUGACGGCAGCACAGACAUUAUAAAAACACAAUUUAUUGCCGCUCGCUUGCUUCAGGCAACUGGUUGCAAGGAUAUAAUCAUCUACGCUGCUCUGCGUGACGGAGUUCUGAACGCUAUGAUUAUAAUAACAGUUAAAAUAUUAAAAUUACUAAUGUUUUUGUCGCAAUGUUUCUGAGUAAAGUUUUUUUGAUUAUUAAUUGACACUUACAUAUGUAUAAUGCAAUGUGAUAUAGUGCGAACU